Messenger RNA from Dalotia coriaria, 6088 nucleotides. RefSeq names its product HEAT repeat containing 1 homolog l(2)k09022. NCBI's taxonomy places the organism in Eukaryota, Metazoa, Arthropoda, Insecta, Coleoptera, Staphylinidae. Gene Ontology annotation, molecular function: snoRNA binding. Gene Ontology annotation, biological process: maturation of SSU-rRNA from tricistronic rRNA transcript (SSU-rRNA, 5.8S rRNA, LSU-rRNA); positive regulation of transcription by RNA polymerase I. The record is from RefSeq and is a predicted model, not a curated record. The coding region runs from base 95 to 6025 and encodes 1976 amino acids. The transcript is spliced from 3 exons. Gene Ontology annotation, cellular component: 90S preribosome; t-UTP complex; small-subunit processome.
GCUAGUCUAACCUCAGAAACACACGUGAAAAGUUUGUGAAAAGUUUUGUGAGUGUUAAGUUUUGUUUUCGUGAUAAACAGUGCCCAUAAGUACGAUGAGCACGUCUUUAGCAGAGCAACUGCAAAGACUUGCAGUCCCACAAACCGCCGCACUUCGUCGUAGUGAUAAGAAACGUGCUUCCAUACUCUUUGAUGUGAAGGAAGCAGCAGGUAUUUCCAAGGAAACUCUAUUCCAAAUUGGUUGUGAUGGUUUUGAAGAGCUAAAAUCUAAAAAUCCAGUUUUUGCCACUUUUGAGCACAGUCUAUUUCAUCUUGUUGGCAAGCAAUUUGAAAGAGCUGUGCAGACUGCUGAAGCAAAUCAGAAAUUAGACAAAACUUUAAAGAGUUUCUUCUAUCAACUCUCACCAUACUUUUUAAUGACUGCAGCCCACAAGGCACUAGAAUGGCUUGUUUAUAGAUACCACAUUCAUAACUACAAUAAAGAUGACUUAAUUCUGCUGAUUCUGCCAUAUCAUGAUACAAAUAUUUUUGUUAGAGUAUUGCAAAUCAUUGAAAUCAAUGAUAAUGAUAAAUGGCUUUGGUUGCAACCUCUGCAGAAGCCAGGAGUACAUCUUUCCAAACAUGUUUUAUACAAUCAUGCAGGAAGCAAUCCAGGAUUUAUUCAAUUGUUAUCAGAUUAUGUGCUGGGAGCAAUCAAAGAACAUGAGAAACCGUCAUAUUUAACCGUAUUGUUUAAUUUCUAUUGUGCUACUUUUACUGGAGCAGUGGAAAAGAGCAUAAAUUUAAAUGAUACACAUGUUGUGCAGAUGUUACCAUCAAUUAUUAAAGGUCUAAAGAGUGAGAUUCCAGAUUUUUGUGCAUCUGCUUACAUAAUCCUCUCUAAAAUUUUAACCAAGGUAACAUUGAGUAAAAAAGUUUUGGAUUUGUUAAUAGAAAAGUUGACAGAUAUGAAUGUCUCAAUGUUGAACACUGAGGCACUAUUAGUAAUGAUUGUUUUGUAUCAAUCACAAGAGAAUUAUAAAACUAUGCCUGAUACAGCAGUGAAAAACUUAGCAGAAAAGAAAUGGUUACCUAACUUGUUGAGAGAACUUGGUAAUACUGGUUGUUUAAUCAGUACUGUUUUACUACCAAUGUUAGGAAGUGGGAUAAAAACUGGAAUUAUGGAAGUGUCUACUGAUCAUGGAAAGACUUUGGUUAGCAACUUACUUGGAGCUUUAAAACUUGAGGAAGAAAUCAUUCAUGAAAUUUUUGAAGUUAUUACAACAUCUUACAAGUUGAAGAUGUCAUAUCCAGAAAAAACAACAAUUUGGUUGAAAUCAGUAGUAGAAACAAUCGAACAUCAAUAUCCGUUAUCAUUCGAUAAGGAAGUUGGACGUAUCAUGAAGAAUUCUACCGAUAAGCAACUUCAAUAUCAACGUAAAGUAUUUGAACGCAUUAUUGAAAAUGUGAACAUGAAGGAUCAAGUUAAUUUCUUCGAGAAGCUUUACCACCCACAAGACGACAUCAGGAAAAAUGCAAUGAAAAACAUUAUAAAACGAUAUACAUCUUUGAAAGAUCGUGAACAAGAUCUAUUGAAAACUGUACUUAUUGAUCGUCUUAACGAUGACAACGACGAGGUUUUUAAAGAAACUUUGAAGAUCACAUUGAAGAGCCUUGUCAACAUCUUGGACAUGCAAGAAUUGAAAGAAAUCUUGGUAAAGUUGCUAUAUAAACACAAGUUUGACAAGUUUAGUUUUCAAAUAAUAGAAAAACUGGUACAAAUUGACGGCGCACAUGAUGAUUAUGAAGUAUUAAUUGCAAUUUUUCCCUAUAUUAUGCCCUGCAAUGAAGUGGCAUUUAGAAGUGCAAACUUUUUAGUACAAGAGUUUAUACCAAAGUGUGAACCGUUAAAAGUUUUACUAAAUCUUAUUAAAAACUGUACGAGUCAAUCGGAUUUCAACACCACAGUGCUGAAAAACCUUAAGAAAAUCAAGUUAGAUCAUAAUUUGUUGAUGGAUACCGUUACGAAAAGUCCCAAUGCUGAUGAUACAACAUUUAAAUUCACCGUAGCCAUCUUGCUCAGCAAAACUUCAACCGAUUUCUCAGCAAAAAUGGUUCCGAUUGUAAUUGAUAAUUUAAAAACUUCGAGUGUUAAGUUUGAGAGAGGAGACAAGGGCUUUGAUUACCUUCUUGCCAUAAAAAGAUUACCUUUAGCGGGAUAUUUGAAUUGUAUUGAUGACUUGAUCAAGAAGUGCCCAAAACAAGCCCUUCACAUAUAUGACUUUUAUCAAGACGGAGACUUUACGAAUGCCUGUAUAUCGAUGUUCAACUUUUUAUUGGAAGGCGCCUUCGCUCCAAAAACCAGCCACGCAGAAAUUUACGCAAAAAGUUUAAAUAUUUUCUUGAAAUAUUUUGCGCUUAACAAUGAAGUUGAAUUUCUUCUGAAUUACGUUACUUGUGAUAAUAGGCAAGCAACGCUUGGGAAUAAACUGAGGUCACUUAAAAGUGCACACGCGCUUUUACAAACUAAAAAAUCAUUUGUUUCUGUAACAUCUGAGAGCUACAUUGUAUCUUAUUUAUUAGUUUGUUUACAUUCUGAGCAUCAAAUUAUCAGAAAUAUUUCCCUGCAAUGUCUAUCUAGAAUUGUUAAUCUGACGAAAUAUUAUAAACAAUUGGUUCUGAUGGUGUUAGACAGAACGGAAGAUAUUUUACAGGACGGUGAGCAGUUGCCAUAUGCAAUUGGCUGUGGUGAUGAAGAAAUGCUAACAAAUGUUUUAAAUUUGGUUGCACUGUUGAAUGAAAAUGUUCCAAUUUAUUUAAAGUCUGGAAUUGUGGCUGCUUGCGGUAGAAUUGAUAAUCUGGAACUUUAUAAAACUAUUUUGGAGUACACUAUGACUAUUGCAACAACGAAAAAUACACAAACAAGGAAAAUUGUCACCGAUUGUAUUGAACAGUUUACAACAUUGAUGGCCAAGUCCACAACAGUGUCGUCUGUACUUUGGAUUUUUAUCACAGCCAUGUUGAAAGACGACCAAUCAUCUUUGGAAACCAUCUCGCCAGCUAUUAUGCUUCUUAACAAAAUUGAUAAACAAAUGUUCAGUGCAUUUACACCUGCAGUUCAAAUGAAACUUCUUGAUUUAAUUAUUGAAAUGACAACGAAUUCGACAAACCCAGAAAUGUUGCCAGCUGCUACGAAAGUUUUCAAACACAUAGACUUGGAUGCGCUUGCUAUUUUGGACCUGUUGCACAAUAUGCGCGAUGUUGUUUCUCCUAAGUUACAAACGAAAAUGCGGCGAAGAAUUUCCGUUGUUCCAACUCUAGAUAUAUUGGAUACAAGCGAAUGGAGAAAAGCCACUACCGUUCUGGAAUUUAUCCAAGAUAAAAAGAAGAUGCGCAAUAUAGACAAGUUAAUUCCGGUUUUAUUCGACAUUUUGAAGAAGUGUUUGGAUUUUGAUGAGCAGGCAAGUGUAGAAUAUCCCAAACAAUUGGUAUUAUCCAGCAUUCUUCACUAUUGUGAUAAAAUUGAUCCAACAAUACUACCGCAAAAUAUUUUCAACAUGGAGCUGGUAGUACAAUGCAUUCGGGCAUCUCCUAAUCCACAAACGCAUCAUCAUGCGUUACUGCUUCUUGCGAAAGUGGCUUCAUUUAUACCGAAUCAGGUCUUGCUACAUAUCAUGGCUAUCUUUACAUUUAUGGGUUCAUCGGUAUUAAGACACGACGAUGCUUAUAGUUUUCAAAUUAUAGCAAAGAUAAUUGACACAAUAAUUCCCAUUUUGGUUAAGGAGAGAAGCAAAAAUGAUAUUGUGAGUGUUCUAAGAGUAUUUGUUGAUGUCAUAUUGGAUGUUCCUGAACAUAGACGAAUGCCUCUGUAUAGUCAACUCUUAGAACAAAUUGGUCCCAAAGAGAAUCUAUAUAUUUUUGCAUUGUUGAUUUUUGAAGCGCACGUUUUUAAUAAAACUAAAGAGGGAACAAAACGAUUGGAUAUUGCAAAGAGUUUGUGCUUGGAGUUUUCACCCGAAGUUAUCAUUUUGACAUCGAUUCAACUUAUUGAUUUUGUUAAGUCUCUACCGGUUGAUAAAGAGGAUUAUAAAGAAGGUGAUUUUCUUUUCGACGUUAAGAAUAACACUCCGAAACAGUUUAGACAUUUCAAAUAUACCUUGGUACUGUUUGCGUCGAACUUGUUGGCAUCUAAAGAGUUGGUAAACCAGGUUGCCAAGUUAAGCGAUGAUGAAAAUGAACAUCUUGAAGAACAUUACAAAAAACUUAUUGUUAACAUUCUAACAUACAUUCAGAGCACAUCUAAAGUGGCAGAGAAUAAUGCAAAUACACCUCAAGCACAAUAUUGGAAGGUGAUGCUUCAUCACACCUAUGAUUUGUUGGACAGUUUAAAUGCAUUGUUAACAGCACAAAUGUUCUUAUUGGUGGUGAAAGGAUUGAUGACACAUCAACUUAACACUGUAAAACGAAGAGCUCUAGAACUUCUUAAUAGUAAACUUCAGGUAAAUCCAGAAUUCUUUAGUGACUGUGAACAGCGUGAUUUAUACGCAAUGAUUCCACCCUUGAUAUUAAUUAUCAAAGAAGUAGAGAAAGAUUCGCUGGAUUCGGAUGAAGAGGUCAUUAUUCAGACAGCUUUAUUGAGUUUAAAAUUAUUUGUCCGUUUGCUUGCUGCAGAAAAUCCUGAAAAGUUUGUGCAAAUUUUAUAUUUCAUCACUGAACUGAUUAAGUCAAAUAUUGAUGCUAAUAUUUUGGCGUCUGCUAUUUUGUGCUUGGCUGAGUUAUGUACACAUUUACGAUCGCAUUCUAUAUCAUCGCUACCUAAAUUUAUGCCGGCGAUUAUUAAAGUACUAAAAACACAGAGCAAGGAAGAAUAUCCCACUUUAUUAUUGCUCAGUUCAGUAACAACUUUACAGAAAAUUCUUGACGUCCUAUCGCUAUUUAUAUCGCCAUAUUUGGAGAAGCUAUUGUGCGAAAUUUGCAACCUUACAUCAAAAUGGCAGGAUGCUGAUGAUUCCAAGACAGGACCAUUUGUAACCAAAAUGAAAAAUAUCCGAGAAAAACUGGGUUCGUCGAUUCCUUCCAGAGUCCUUAUACCGUCCGUGGACGCAUCGUACAAAAUACUAAACACGAAAGCAAAGUACAAUUCGAUUGGCCCUCUUAUGGAAAUAUUAUCAGAAAGCUUGACGCAUCUUAAAGGUGCAGAAAUUCAACAGGACUUGCCAGAAUUAACGACGUUCUUCUUGUAUGCUUUGGAAUUUAGAGCCACAGCAAAAUCUAGCGAAACCAUCAAGGAUGAUGUUAUUAAACAAGUAGAAACUUGUGUCAUAAAAGCGGUGACUAAUUUAGUUUUAAAACUGUCUGAAAGUUCGUUUAGGCCAUUCUAUUACAAAUUGUACGAUUGGGCGAUUCGUUCGGAAGGUAAAAAUGAGAAAAUCAUUACGUUUUACAGUUUCUCUUAUGGUGUAGCGAAUUCCCUCAAAGGUCUAUUUGUUCUGUUCGCUGGUCACUUCAUAAAUAACGCAGCAACUGUCCUAGAAUCAUGCAACACGAAAAACCAACCGUUGUACUUCGAAGAAGAACACAAGAAUAUUGAACUAUUGGAAAACAUAUUGAAGACUUUAAAUUUGGUGUUCAUGUACGACAGUCAUAAAUUUGUCAAUAAGGAACGUUUUGACAUCCUCAUGCAACCUGUGGUUGAUCAGUUGGAUAACACACUUGGAAAUUAUGAAGCUCGAGUGCGCGAUAUUGUUAUUCCAACUGUAGUUAAUUUUACAGUGGCGACUGGAGAUGAUUCUUUGUGGAAACAGUUAAAUUACCAAAUUUUGUUGAAAAUGCGUGAUGGAAAUCCGAAGAUUCGGAUGUUGGCUUUGGAAUGUUUGAGAGAUGUGUGUAAGAAGGUAGGAGAAGAUUUUCUACCUUUGCUUCCCGAAACAAUUCCGUUUUUGGCUGAAUUGUUGGAAGACGAAGAGGAAGACAUUGAGAAGGCUUGUCAGAAAACGAUUCAAGAAUUGGAGAAGGUUCUUGGUGAACCUUUGGGUAAAUACUUUUAAAUUCUAUGUACAGAAACAAAUUUUUUGUAAACGUAAAUUUAUUAAAUUUCGUCUCGUAACUAA